Dioscorea cayenensis subsp. rotundata (Guinea yam) is the source of this 495-nucleotide messenger RNA. Its product is annotated as calmodulin-binding receptor kinase CaMRLK-like. Gene Ontology annotation, molecular function: protein binding. The coding region runs from base 23 to 472 and encodes 149 amino acids. The transcript has a single exon. The record is from RefSeq and is a predicted model, not a curated record. NCBI's taxonomy places the organism in Eukaryota, Viridiplantae, Streptophyta, Magnoliopsida, Dioscoreales, Dioscoreaceae.
GCACCUCUUCUUCCAUUAUCCAAUGACUCUUCUCCUCCUUCUCCUACUCAUCCUCCUCCUUCCCAUUAACUCUAUCUCAAGUUCUCCACCAUGCCACAAAGACCACCACAAACUUCUUUCCUUAGCCUUCCACUCAGUCUCCAACUUCAAUCUCUCCCACUGCCCAUCUUCUCCACUCACCAUCCUCAAACUCUCCUCCCACAACCUCACCGGCACCAUUUCUUGGCUCUAUCUCACCAACAUCUCAACCCUUCAAGUCCUUGACCUCUCCCACAACUCUCUCACCGGCUCCAUUCCUGGCUCCUUCUGGUCCUCCUCUUCUUCCCUCACCCACCUUAACCUCGCCGGCAACCACCUCGGUGGCACUCUCCGCUUCCCUUCUUCUUCCUCUCUCUUCUUUCCCUCAAUCUCUCCAACAACCAUUUCACUAAACUUUCCGGCCUUCACCAUCUCUCCAACCUUCAAGUACUAGACCUUUCUCUCAACUCCAUCAAU